Zasmidium cellare ATCC 36951 is the source of this 795-nucleotide messenger RNA. RefSeq lists its product as uncharacterized. The record is from RefSeq and is a predicted model, not a curated record. NCBI's taxonomy places the organism in Eukaryota, Fungi, Ascomycota, Dothideomycetes, Mycosphaerellales, Mycosphaerellaceae. The transcript has 3 exons. The coding region runs from base 1 to 795 and encodes 264 amino acids.
AUGGGCCUACGUGAGGAUGAAUAUACGAACCAGCUGUUUGCAUGGACCCUGCUCAACGGGAAUGAGGUCAAGAUUCCGCAGCCUUAUCGCUUCAUGAAGGCUCUUGGACACGACGGGGUUCCAUCCGGAUACUUGAUAAUGGAACAUGUUCCUGGUGAAUGCCUUGACUCCAUGGGAACUGCGACGAUGCUCGAGCUUGUCGACAAAGUCGCACGAGCCGUUUUCCUUCUCUACUCAAAGUCAUUGUCAAUUGCAGACAAUUUGACUCGACCAGGCCCUUUAUCCGGCAAUCUUGCCGAGGGUUUCCCAUGGGGUGACAACACCGCAGACACGACAUUUUCCACAGUCGAUGAUCUCGAACAAGCACUCAACAGAAGGCUACGUCGUUGCCCGAGGUCUUUGAAAAGAAAGUGGAAAGACCAUCAGCUGCGGCUUACAGCGGGACUGUACCCUCCAAUAUUUGAGGCCGCAAGUCUUUCAAACCUGCAAGGAACAGGACCCGAUCAUGAGUCUGAGUACUUUGAAAAACUGAGGAGACGGCUCAACGUUUGGAUCCCAGAUGAUGACUUUGCGGUUGAAAAGGUGAAUAUUGUUCAAUCAAUCAGCACCUGCUAUGCGUUGGCGAAGCUGACAUUGACAGCUGAACACUGCAUGCCGCCGUUGGGCGCUCCCGCGCGCCACGAAUCUUCGUCGGAUGCAGAUGACUCUGAUGCGUCCGACGCUUCCUGGGCGUCCGGCUCUCCGGACAUGUCGAUCACAGCAGCUAUGAGCAAGGCGACAAUGGUCUGUGGGUAG